Messenger RNA from Zophobas morio, 818 nucleotides. Its product is annotated as peritrophin-1-like. The record is from RefSeq and is a predicted model, not a curated record. Gene Ontology annotation, cellular component: extracellular region. The transcript is spliced from 3 exons. The coding region runs from base 16 to 741 and encodes 241 amino acids. Gene Ontology annotation, molecular function: chitin binding. NCBI's taxonomy places the organism in Eukaryota, Metazoa, Arthropoda, Insecta, Coleoptera, Tenebrionidae.
AGAGUUGAGAAAUUAAUGAAAGGGUUAAUCUUAAAGCAAUCUGUAACAGUAAAUCCACCAUGGACUACUCCAAACCCGCUUUGUUGGAACGUGCUGCCUGAACAGACGGUACUGAUAGCGGACACAGACGAUUGCCAGAUGUACUGGGAGUGCCGUAGUUCCGUGUUGACUCAUGAGACGUGUCCGCCGUACUUGCUCUUCGACGAAUCCAGGCAAUUGUGCGACUUUCCCGAGUUUGUCAACUGCCUAGGUCCUACGCCAACCCCGGAUCCUGAUUUCACCACAUCGGACACCGACGAUCCUCGCUGUGCUGACAUGCAAACUUCGUACUGGCUCCAUCCCACUCUCUGUGACGUGUACAUCGAGUGUUAUCGUGGGCACAGUUACCAGAUGGAUUGCCCACCUGGGCUUUAUUUCAGCGCCAUUGCGAAGAAGUGUGUGCCCCCUGGCCAGUCGGAGUGCGGGCGGACUACACCCACUGAAGGUCCUACGUAUCCGUCGGAUUGGACUGGGGAACCAGAUUGUCCUUACCCUGAGUCUGAAGGAAAACUGAGUCCUGUUCGUGGUGACUGUACGAAAUUCUACGAGUGUGCUGGAGGCAGAAACGUCAUAUUUGAUUGUCCCUCGAAUUUGUGGUACAGCGAUUUUUACAAAGAGUGUGUUUAUCCAUAUCAGUCAGAGUGUACAUGGGAUAAGCUCUCGUUUCUAAACCGUAUAUAUAAAUUUGUGUUGAGGUAUUAAUGGAAACAUGAUGUGUAUUAAUAACUGUAGUUUAUUGGUUAAUUAAAACAUUAUGGGACAAAUAAAAGUCAACAGAA